AUGUCUGUAAACAAGAAUAUUGUUCCUAAAAGCAACAUCAGUACUACUAGUGUAUUUGCUAUACAAGCUUCUGCUCCUCUCCAUGCAUCAUGGUCUAAACCAGAUGGAGAUGGACGCAAAAACUUGGAAAAGUAUCUUGGUGGAACUAUCAAUGGAAGAAUCUUCAAAGCAACUAAGUCUGGGGUCAUCAACCAGUGUAGCCAGUACUUCCUUGAACAAGGAGUUAUAAGAACAAAUAGUCAGAUCAAGACUUGUGUUAUUUUUGAUCUGGGUUGUUCUUCCAAUGCUAUAACACAGCCAAAGUUGGUCAAACCCAUUGGGAAUUGUAAACAAAGAUAA
This is a messenger RNA of Phycomyces blakesleeanus NRRL 1555(-), 339 nucleotides long. RefSeq lists its product as hypothetical. The transcript is spliced from 2 exons. The record is from RefSeq and is a predicted model, not a curated record. Bases 1 to 339 code for a protein of 112 amino acids. NCBI's taxonomy places the organism in Eukaryota, Fungi, Mucoromycota, Mucoromycetes, Mucorales, Phycomycetaceae.